Fusarium poae is the source of this 186-nucleotide messenger RNA. RefSeq lists its product as uncharacterized. The record is from RefSeq and is a predicted model, not a curated record. The coding region runs from base 1 to 186 and encodes 61 amino acids. The transcript has 2 exons. Lineage: Eukaryota; Fungi; Ascomycota; Sordariomycetes; Hypocreales; Nectriaceae.
AUGUCCUCUAUUCUAUACAAUCCAGAUGACGAGCCGGUUGACGAGCUGGAUGACGAGCCGGUUGACGAGCUGGAUGACGAGCUGGAUGACGAGCUGGUUGACGAGCUGGUUGACGAGCUAGUUGAUGAGCCAGAUGACGAGCUGGAAAUGCUUGAUAGGAUGGGCAAGACAAUAAUAUCUUCUUAA